Molecule: messenger RNA, 928 nt
Organism: Paramecium octaurelia
Lineage: Eukaryota; Ciliophora; Oligohymenophorea; Peniculida; Parameciidae
Source: the annotation of a GenBank genome assembly
CUUUUAUUUCCUCAAUGCCUUCGGAGAACACUUAGGUAACUUAACCCUAUUUUAAUACUAAAAUUACGAUUAUAUUAUCUCAAUAUCACUUGACAUUAUAUUUUUUUUUAGAUUUCUAAAAAAUCAAAACAUAUUAAGAAAAACAGGACAGAUGUUCAUGAAUAUACUGAGGAAAAGAAGAAGGAAAUUGAAAAAGUGAUCUUUUGUUAUGUAUUUUAAUAGGAAUACUCACAAAUAAAAAAAAGCCACUAAUUACAGGAGUCCUAUGAACCAAAGAUCUAGAAUGUGGUCAGCACAGUGAUCCUGAAAAUGAAGACCAAGACAGGAGAAGAUAUUGAUAAACUGGAUUUGGACAAUCUGGCUCACACAUCUCAAAAUUGUGAAUACAAAAAAAGUAGAUAUUCAUUUAAAUUAUCUAGGUCGAUUUCCUGCUCUGAUUCAGAGAAUAAAAGAACCCAAGUCAACUGCCCUGAUAUUUGAAGCUGGUAAGAUGGUGAUAACAGGUACCAAAGGUUAGAGUGAGGCAGAAGAAGCUGCUAAUAAAGUUUGAAAAAAGCAUUUUAUUUAAAGUUUAAAAAACAGAUAGAGAAGAACAACAGGAUUAGUAUACAAAUAGGCGAUAUAUAAACAAGUAACAUAGUAGCCAACAGCCAAUUGCCUUAUGAAGUAAAUCUGAUGAAAAUAAAUGAUGACAGAAGUUUACAAGGAUCUAUCAGCUAUGAUGUACACAUUCUAAUUAAUCUCCCUUAGCGAUCAGCAUUCCCUGGAUUGAUUUAUAAGAUGUAAAAUCCUAAACUUGCUGCCCUCAUCUUCUAUUCAGGAAAGAUAGUCUUCACUGGGGCAAAAAAUGAAACUUAAAUCAAAGAUGCCUAUUGUCAAUUAUUCAAUAUUCUCAAAAAACACUAAUAAGAAAAAAACAAUAAAUGAA